AAAAAAAAAGAGAGAUUUGUGUUUUUUUACUUAAAUGAGUCAUUUCGUUCAAGAUGUCCAAGAAAGACAAACAAUCAAGCCAGAGGCGCUGGAACCAUGCCUCUAACCCAAACCACUCAGUGGGCCUCUAAACUGGUGGACAGACUCAACCGCAGUCUUUGUGUGGUUUUGACAUUAAGUCUGAAGAAGGGUGUGUUCUUUCUUUCUUUCCUUCUUUAUCUUUCACUGAGCGCUGCCUGGUGUCUAAGAGAAAGCCGACGACUGACGAGAGACCUUCAGGUGACGCACUUGUGCAGCAGGGUGUUUGUGCAGGUCGUAGUGUGGACCAUGGCCCAAAAGGUGACCUUGGCGGUGCUGGUCUUGUUGGCCAUUGCAUCGGCAACCGUGACGGCGCAGCGGCGACGCGCGCAGGCUCAGACGCAGACGGCCAACACGGAUGAAUGGAACUACCGGGAUGGCUCUGACAGGGUCAGCAUGAGAGGGGUGGCCAACCUGACUCAGAUCUUGGACAACUGGCGCUUCGACAUACUCAACCAGAUGAAAGGACUCCUGCAGAAUGACCACCAGUCUCUGCUACCUGACUACGCCAGGAUCCAGCCUCUAUCUGAGGCUCUGGGGGAUCUCUACAAGGAGUUUAACUCCCUGAAAGCUCAUCUGGGUGAGCUGACGGAGAAGUUCACUGUCCUGGAGACCUUCAUGGAUGAGGUGAAAGCCGGCCGGGGAGCCACCCAGACCCAGACCCAGGCCUCAGCGCCCGUUCCCAGGCAAACGGGUAGGCGUGUGGUAAAAAAGAAGACCACCUCUGCAGCCACCACCUCCUAAAAUGACCAUAUUCAUACUUUUGUGCUUACUCUGCUUUUGAAUUCAAUGACAUAAUAGAAAAAAACACAAAAAUACACUUUGGUGGUGUGUAAAUAAAGCGCUUGUUAUUGGUACAAAUAAGUGAUGAGAAGCUCUCGAGUAACCAUGAAGGAUUUUCUUCCCUUCUGGAAACAUUUUUGUCGUGUCGGCACGCUUUGAGGGAUUUGCUCUUGCUGCUGGAGCUCAGCCCAACAUACUGAACCGCAUCCAAGUCAGCUUGUUAGGAUGUGCUUGCUUCCGCUUGGCGUUUUGUUUCCUGCUGCAUCACGCACACACAAACAUGUACACUUGUGCACUCCAGUAAACAAAUAAAGUCCCUUCUUGCAUCCGAGAA
Molecule: messenger RNA, 1195 nt
Organism: Syngnathoides biaculeatus (alligator pipefish)
Lineage: Eukaryota; Metazoa; Chordata; Actinopteri; Syngnathiformes; Syngnathidae
Exons: 4
Coding region: 97-822 (241 amino acids)
Source: RefSeq, a predicted model, not a curated record